Molecule: messenger RNA, 576 nt
Organism: Lampris incognitus (smalleye Pacific opah)
Lineage: Eukaryota; Metazoa; Chordata; Actinopteri; Lampriformes; Lampridae
Product: heme-binding protein 1-like
Exons: 4
Coding region: 1-576 (191 amino acids)
Source: RefSeq, a predicted model, not a curated record
AUGUUUGGGAUGAUAAAGAAUUCCCUUUUCGGGAACACCGAGGAGACCGAGUAUAAACUGCUCAGCAGCGAGACCAAGGAUGGGGUGAGCUACGAGGUACGUCGGUAUGAUGCCGCCAAGUACGCCACUAUCCCCUCUGAAGGGCGAACCUUUGACCAGGUCUCGUGGGAGCUGGUGAGGAAGCUGCUCAUGUACAUUGGAGGAAGCAACGAACAUGGCGAGGCCAUGGGAAUAGCAGCCCCCAUCACCAUUACAGUAUACCCCCGAGACGACGGGGUGAUGUCUCGCCGUUUGGUGGUCGCCAUCCGGAUCCCCUCCCUCUACCAAAAAAGCCCCCCCGCUCCCACCGACAGUGCCAUCAGGAUCGAAGACCGGCCUGGCAUGACCGUCUAUGCACUGCAAUUUGGAGGGUAUGCAGGGGAGAGCGAGUACCGAGCAGAGGCCCUACGCCUGACGCGGACCCUGGGGGAAACUGCCCCUUUUCAGCGCAAACAGUAUUUCUGUUGCAGCUACGACUCACCAAUCAAACCUUACGGACGUCGCAAUGAAGUGUGGUUUCUACAGGAGGAGCCAUAG